AUGCAACAGGCCUCCUCAUGGCGCCUAGGUCCGCUUUCAGUACGGCGCCCACAACCUUUCACAAGACGAUCAGCCGAUGAUAAUGCACCCAUCACGAGCCUCAGUAACGAUACUGGCGAAGCCGGUGACAGCCCCAAGACUCCACGAUUCAAUCUCGGCUUCAGCCUACCACCACUUCGAAUCGACAGAAGUGAGGGAAAUGGUCAGGGCAUCUCUCCUCGAUUCAUUCAGCAAUAUGUGAUACCAACUGCUGCGUCUCGAGCAGGCGAAGUCAGGCACUCUCCUCCGAUGCGAUCAAGUGCGCCGAUGUCGCCGGUUCAUUUGGCUGGAAAUAGAUGGCCCGACGCGCGUUGGUCGGGCAUCUACGUACACGAAUCGAGAGCUCUAGAAGGAGGGAACCAACAAUAUCGACGCUCCAGACAACCGAGACGAGGGACGUGGCUGGGGCUUAGGCAGCCCGGCCAUGCUGGCACUCAACCGAAACGCUUUUUAUUCUGUUUGCCGUGGACCGCCUCACAACGUGCUCGGUCCCUGGCUGUGCAGUGCUUCGUCUCAGGGUGUCUGGUUCUCAUGACUCUGACUGUUUCGAGUCGACCCUGA
Molecule: messenger RNA, 600 nt
Organism: Verticillium alfalfae VaMs.102
Lineage: Eukaryota; Fungi; Ascomycota; Sordariomycetes; Glomerellales; Plectosphaerellaceae
Exons: 2
Coding region: 1-600 (199 amino acids)
Source: RefSeq, a predicted model, not a curated record